This is a messenger RNA of Clunio marinus, 225 nucleotides long. The record is from the annotation of a GenBank genome assembly. NCBI's taxonomy places the organism in Eukaryota, Metazoa, Arthropoda, Insecta, Diptera, Chironomidae.
AUGGUGAGAAAGACGAAAGCAGAAAGAGCCAAGAAAACAAUUCUUACAUGUGCUAAACGACUUCAUCGUAGUUUCCCCACGAACAACAGAGAACACUUGAGAAGCGAGAAUCGACAGCGGCAAAUGUCUCGAGUUCACUUUCAAUUUAAACCAAUUAACGAGAUAUCCCAUGAUACUUAUUACGACAGCCAACUGCUUUUUUGUGGUUUUUUAAAUGAAUUUUAA